Messenger RNA from Melanotaenia boesemani (Boeseman's rainbowfish), 2010 nucleotides. RefSeq names its product zinc finger protein 665-like. The transcript has 2 exons. Lineage: Eukaryota; Metazoa; Chordata; Actinopteri; Atheriniformes; Melanotaeniidae. The record is from RefSeq and is a predicted model, not a curated record. Gene Ontology annotation, biological process: regulation of transcription by RNA polymerase II. Gene Ontology annotation, molecular function: DNA-binding transcription factor activity; RNA polymerase II cis-regulatory region sequence-specific DNA binding. The coding region runs from base 41 to 1498 and encodes 485 amino acids.
GUGUGUACAUGAAUGCAGCAUAGUGGCGUAACAGUUGCGCAUGCGCCACGAAGUCCAGUUUGAAGCUUUUAUUUUGGCGGCUACAGACGGAGCGGAGAGCUGCUGGAGUCUUCAGACAAGAACCAGAAUGGAGGAGCAGAACCAGGACCAGAACCCCACGAGGAGGAACAAAGCGGGAUCAUCCUCUGAUACCACCGGUCGGCAGAAACAUGGAGGCCAAAGAAAACCUAAACAUCGAGGUGGUCGAGGCUGUAAGAAAGUUUUCACUGGUGCAUCACGACCAAAGAGAUGUCAGAAGAUUCAGGUUGGAGAGAAACCGUACACCUGUGAUCAGUGUGGAGCAGCUUUCACUGUAUCUGGUGCUUUAAAAAAUCACCAACGUAUUCACACUGGAGAGAAACCUUACAGGUGUGAUCAGUGUGGAGCAGCUUUCACUGUAUCUGGUGCUUUAAAAAAUCACCAACGUAUUCACACUGGAGAGAAACCUUACAGGUGUGAUCAGUGUGGAGCAGGUUUUAGUCAGUCAGGUGAUUUAAAAAGUCACCAACGCAUUCACACUGGAGAGAAACCUUACAGGUGUGAUCAGUGUGGAGCAGCUUUUAGUCAGUCAGGUGAUUUAAAAAGUCACCAACGUAUUCACACUGGAGAGAAACCUUACAGGUGUGAUCAGUGUGGAGCAGCUUUCACUAUAUCUGGUGCUUUAAAAAGGCACCAACGUAUUCACACUGGAGAGAAACCUUACAGCUGUGAUCAGUGUGGAGCAGCUUUCAGUGAGUUAGGUCAUUUACAAAGUCACCAACGUAUUCACACUGGAGAGAAACCUUACAGGUGUGAUCAGUGUGGAGCAGCUUUCAGUCAGUCAGGUCAUUUAAAAAGUCACCAACGUAUACACACUGGAGAGAAACCUUACAGGUGUGAUCAGUGUGGAGUAGCUUUCACUAUAUCUGGUGCUUUAAAAAAUCACCAACGUAUUCACACUGGAGAGAAACCUUACAGGUGUGAUCAGUGUGGAGCAGCUUUCACUGUAUCUGGUGCUUUAAAAAAUCACCAACGUAUUCACACUGGAGAGAAACCUUACAAGUGUGAUCAGUGUGGAGCAGCUUUCAGUUUAGCUUGUGCUUUAAAAAGUCACCAACGUAUUCACACUGGAGAGAAACCUUACAGGUGUGAUCAGUGUGGAGCAGCUUUCAGUUUAGCUGGUGCUUUAAAAAAUCACCAACGUAUACACACUGGAGAGAAACCUUACAGGUGUGAUCAGUGUGGAGCAGCUUUCAAUCAGUCGGGUCAUUUAAAAAGUCACCAACGUAUUCACACUGGAGAGAAACCUUACAGGUGUGAUCAGUGUGGAGCAGCUUUCACUAUAUCUGGUUCUUUAAAAAGUCACCAACGUAUUCACACUGGAGAGAAACCUUACAGGUGUGAUCAGUGUGGAGCAGCUUUCAAUCAGUCAGGUGCUUUAAAAAGGCACCAACGUAUUCACACUGGAGAGAAACCUUAAAUGUGCCAGGAGGAUGGUGCAGCUUGUAUUCAUUCAGACUAUUAAAAAAAUUAUACCAAAUGUUGUGGAAAAACUAAUGUGUACUGCUGGAUUAAAACUUUAUUAACAAAGGUAUCACUAAGAAGACCUGUGAGGUAAAACAAAAUGAUAUUGUGCAUAUUUGUAAAGUUUUGGCAAACGGUAGGGGGAUUUGCAGCCACUUCUUGUAAAUGUUUAGUAAAGUUAUGAAGUUUAGUAAUAGAAAGAUGACCUCCCUCUGAAGAGAAACUGUUCUGCAGCUGUUCUGUAGCAACUGUGAGGUGAUUGUCGCAACAUAUUUGAGUUUGAAUUAAAUAAUACUGUAUAUAACUAUGUACUUUGUUAGUCAUAACAGAGUAAUAAUAAUACUAAUGGUUUAGAUUUAUUUAGUGCUUUAUCAAGGCACCCAAAGUGCUUUACAUUGUGAAUCCGUUAUUCAGUCACACGCUGAUGGUGGAAGCCAAGUUGUACAAAUAAAUGAGUUGUUUACAGUA